Molecule: messenger RNA, 3413 nt
Organism: Pogona vitticeps (central bearded dragon)
Lineage: Eukaryota; Metazoa; Chordata; Lepidosauria; Squamata; Agamidae
Gene: ENOX1
Product: ecto-NOX disulfide-thiol exchanger 1
Biological process (GO): ultradian rhythm
Cellular component (GO): external side of plasma membrane; plasma membrane
Molecular function (GO): NADH dehydrogenase activity; RNA binding; protein disulfide isomerase activity
Source: RefSeq, a predicted model, not a curated record
CCUGGCUUGCCUUCCUGCCUGCCUCCCUCAAAGCCUGGGAUUCGGAGGCGCCGCACCCCGCCGGGGAUCUUUCGCCCAGGAUCCUUCCCGCUCGGGUCCUUUCCCGGCCUCCGCUCCCCUCCUCUUGGGGGGGGGGUUCCCGCUCUUCUUCGACGCCCUCUUCUCCUGGCGGCUCUGGUCCCUGGAAUCUUGCGUUAUCUUUCUUGCUGAACAUUAAAACAAUAUAAGUCUCUUGCUGAAACAACUCACUUGUCUAAAGGGCAUCAUUGAAAAGGUCUGCAGCACUGGAUCAGAAAAGCUGUAAUGCAGCAGCCCAUGUUAUGAAACCUACCUGCUGAGUUGGAAUCUCAUGAAAAAGUGAGACACAGAACAGAGAAAGCAUAAUGUACUAAAUGUGGAUCCAGUACUUACUGAAGAAGAGAUCUUUUCACCUUUCAAGAUGUCAAUACAGUAGCAAAUGAAGAAGUCAAAGUGCAUCAAGUGGACAAAAUUGAAGAUUAGCACGAAAAAACCGCUAGAACCAUGGCUGCAGCAGCAGAUGGCUUGGGAAGCAUAGCUAUAGAUACCACACAACUUAACAUGUCAGUCACAGAUCCAGCAGCUUGGGCAACUGCUAUGAAUAACCUGGGUAUGGUUCCAGUGGGAUUAACUGGACAACAGCUUGUGACGGAUUCAAUGUGUGUACGGGGUUUUGAUCCAAACCUAAGCAUGAUGACAGGAAUAACUCCAAUUAAUCCCAUGUUAUCAGGAAUGGGAUUGGUACCUCAACCACCACCAACAGAGGUGCCUGUCAUCAAAGAAAUCAUACACUGUAAAAGCUGCACACUUUUCCCUCCAAACCCAAAUCUUCCACCACCAUCAACAAGAGAGAGACCUCCUGGAUGUAAAACUGUCUUUGUUGGAGGAUUACCAGAAAAUGCUACUGAGGAAAUUAUUCAGGAAGUCUUUGACCAGUGUGGUGAAAUCACAGCAAUUCGGAAAAGCAAGAAGAAUUUUUGUCACAUUCGUUUUGCAGAAGAGUUCAUGGUUGAUAAAGCAAUUUACCUUUCUGGUUAUCGCAUGAGAUUAGGAUCUAGCACAGACAAAAAGGAUUCAGGUCGCCUUCAUGUUGAUUUUGCUCAGGCAAGGGAUGACUUUUAUGAAUGGGAAUGUAAGCAAAGGAUGUUGGCCAGAGAGGAACGUCACAGGCGCAAAAUGGAAGAAGAUCGAAUGCGACCUCCCUCUCCUCCAGCGAUAAUGCAUUAUUCAGAACAUGAAGCAACUUUGCUGGCUGAAAAACUGAAAGAUGACAGCAAAUUUUCAGAAGCCAUUACAGUGUUGCUUACCUGGAUAGAGCGUGGCGAGGUAAACCGUCGCACAGCCAACCAGUUCUAUUCAAUGGUACAAUCGGCUAACAGCCAUGUCCGACGGCUUAUGAACGAAAAAGCAACUCAUGAACAAGAAAUGGAGCAAGCAAAGGAAAAUUUUAAAAAUGCCUUAACAGGGAUCCUCACUCAAUUUGAGCAGAUUGUGGCCGUUUUCAACGCCUCCACCAGACAAAAAGCCUGGGACCAUUUCUCGAAAGCUCAGCGCAAGAACAUAGACAUUUGGCGAAAGCACUCUGAGGAACUCAGGAAUGCUCACAGUGAACAACUCAUGGGGAUUCGGCGGGAGGAAGAAAUGGAAAUGUCUGAUGAUGACAGUACUGACAAUCCCAGUAACAAAAAACUUAGAGUUGACGAAUCAGCAUUAGCUGCUCAAGCUUAUGCACUGAAGGAAGAGAAUGACAGUCUCCGAUGGCAACUGGAUGCCUAUCGCAACGAGGUGGAACUCUUAAAGCAAGAGAAAGGGCAGCUCUUCCGAACUGAAGAAAGCCUGACAAAGGACCAGCAGCUACAGUUCUUGCAACAGACAUUACAAGGCAUGCAGCAGCAACUGUUGAAACUCCAGGAAGAACUAAACAACAAAAAAUCUGAACUUGAGCAAGCCAAGGAAGAGCACAUGCACACACAGGCCAUGCUGAAGAUUCUUCAGGAGCAGUUAAAAAAAAAUACCAUGGAGUUAGCAGAGACUAAUGGCCAUGACGAAUCUCAGGCAAAUGAAAUCAAUGUGCUGACAGUCCCAUUGGUCAACCAAGACAGAGAAAAAAAAUCCGAGAAGCGAAGCCAACCACUAAAAUCAGAGAAAGAAGCGCUCUUGAUAGGCAUCAUAUCAACAUUUCUUCACGUCCAUCCUUUUGGAGCAAAUAUAGAAUAUCUUUGGUCUUAUAUGCAACAAUUGGAUUCCAAGAUCUCUGCCAGUGAAAUAGAAAUGCUUUUGAUGAGGCUUCCACGCAUGUUUAAGCAAGAGUUUUCUGGUGUAGGAGCAACACUAGAGAAAAGAUGGAAGUUCUGUGCCUUUGAAGGAAUCAAAACAACUUGACUAUGGACUGGAAUGGAGCCGAGUGUUUCCUGGGGCAUGAGCUAGCCAAAGUAUUAGAAGGAGAGAAUUAGGUUUGGCAUAUACAUUUCCAGAAUGCUCCAAGCCUGGUUUUAGUUGCAUUUGUGAUGUCCUCGUGUGAAAAAUGUAGUUGUGUGCCAGUUCCAAAAAGAAAAAAAAAAGGGGGGGGAGGGCUUCUGAAAUGUGACAAAUCUGUUUCCUAUGAAAACUAAAAAGAAGAUAUUACAAUCAUAAUGAUGUCAUUCUUUAAAAUAUGCUCCUAAAAUUAGCUCACUGAGUGAAUAGAAUGAAGAAUUCCCAGUUACCAAGCUCCAGCAAUUUAUAUAUAAUAUGUAGUAGAUCUUCCUCAAGUUCCAUUCCUAAAAGUCUUUCCGUUUAGUAAGAAGAUAAAAGUGAUUCUACAGUGAAAGAAAGCAUACCAAAAGCAAACUUGAAAAUGUGUCUCAACAGUUAUUGUAUUUUGUAAAUUAAGUUAUCUGCUGUACCAGGGACUUUUGCCUUAUUGCUAGAGGCCUGAAAAAAUGUGAUUGAAUUCCUUGAGAAUGCUUUAUCCAAAAUAUUAUUUUUCUAAUGUAACUAUUCUCCAUUCUGAGUUCAUUUAACAUGGAUUGCAUAUUGAUUUUCAUAAAUGUGUAAAUAAAGAGGAAGGCAGUGUUACUGUAUUGUAUUUGGUAUGUAAUAUUCAGGAUUAUGCAUCCAAGAGUAAGUAUCCAGUUGCAUUACUAUUACAGAUUUUAUAGCAAAUAUAUUAAUUUUUUUCCAAUAAAUAGGACUUCUACCAUACUGCAUAUUUUACAAGCUGUUCUUUGAUUCUGCCGCCCUGUCUUCUUACAGUUUGUGAAUCAGACAUUUAUACAAUGGCCUUUACUAACUUCUGUAUCCCAGGAGUAAACUGAAGAGCGAUCUAGGGAGUGAAGACUGUCACUGUUGGGACAGCCACAACAUUUUUACCAUGUUAAUGAGUGGUUCCAAACCAGUAUCAAAUAGAUUACUGA